This is a messenger RNA of Fusarium odoratissimum NRRL 54006, 3436 nucleotides long. RefSeq lists its product as uncharacterized. Gene Ontology annotation, cellular component: cytosol. The record is from RefSeq and is a predicted model, not a curated record. Lineage: Eukaryota; Fungi; Ascomycota; Sordariomycetes; Hypocreales; Nectriaceae. The coding region runs from base 137 to 3040 and encodes 967 amino acids. The transcript is spliced from 3 exons.
CUUCUUCCUCAUCCUCUUAUGCUGACCAAGCCGGCCAAAAUUUUCCGACCUAGCUCCGCCAAAAUUUAGCCCACCACAACCUCACCCAUCAAAUAGCAGCCACAACGCUACAUACCUUACUUGUCAACGACUGUAUAUGGAUGCCAUGACGAGAAAUGAUAAAAUGACCCGACUUCCCGACAACGUCAAUUUGCUGAACGAGGCUCACGAGAAUGGACCUGAUGAAACCAUCGAGGAGCGAUGCUUCGCUGCUGCCCUCGUCUGUCUUGAAGGCCAUUACACUCAGUCUCCUCCCAUGGGCCCUCAGACAGCAGCUAAAGUGAGCUCUAUGAUCACAAAAACAUUAGAGAAAACACAUACAAUACGCAAGGCUCGCGAGGCCAUCUCAAGAAAUGUGGCGAUUUGGAUCUGGCUCACAAGAAUUUUUGCAGCUGCCAUACCCAGCCUCACCACACGAUCUGUAGGGCCGUUGUCAAGCCUCAACGAUCCAGAGAAGGGCGUCACUCCUCAGGAGAGCACUGCCUUGAUUGUUAUGAACCAUGCGACAAUUAAGGAGGAUAUAGCGACUCUCAUCAAGCUUAUGCAUAUUGCCAGGAAUCUCCUCGUGAAUGCUGAGCCCGAGGUGCCGCAAGACAUCUGCGCGGCGGUUCACUUUGAUCAAAUGGUAUAUCAGACGAUCAUUCUCUGUGUCAACGUAACGAGUAAGGGCUACGACGGAGAGAUUCUUGAUGAGAACCAGAGAUUAAAGCUCGGUGAUGUCACAGAGCUAUACAAAAAGCUGCUGGUAACGUCGUUACAGCAAGCUCACAACUGGACUGCGAAACACGACAGGAACAAAAUGUCUUUUUGGUUUGACGUCCUAUUUGAUGAUGACGGCGCGCUUUCGGGUCCCGAGGAGAGUCUAGGCGAUGGCUCAGGCUUCCGGCCAGACGUGGCAAAGCGACAGGUCCAGCAUUGGCUCGAUAGGAACUCCAAGCUAUGUGACACUGCCAGGAAGCUGCUCAAAGAUUACGCCCAGAACCAAGCCUCAAAACCACCCGGCAACCUCGCCCCGAUUCGACCUCUGGCUUGGAACUGGCUCCCGGAUGGCUCUGUGGAUGUUCCUGGAGAUGUUGCCAACACUGAGGAGAAGAUCAACCCGGUGUGGAAGCCUGAUGAGACGGACAAAUUCGAACAAGAUCGUGCAUAUGGGCGCGUCUCGAGAGAAGUUGAUACCUGGUGGCUGAACGCCCGUGACCCCAAUUACGAAGAAUGGCUAGUCCUGAUGCCAUCUGUGGAGUUUGCUCAGAGCCGCCUGGAACAUUGCCGCAAUAACCUCGUGCAUCGAUACGCUCACUCUUGUGGAACAGACCACUCUCCGCCGCCAGGUGUUGUUGAGGAGGAAGAGCUCUCGGAACACGAGCAUUGCCAUCACUGUGAACACGAUGAUCAUGAGCAUGAUCAUGAGCACCAUCACGAUCAUCACCACGAUCAUCACCACGAGUGUAACCAUGACCAUGGCCAUGACCAUGACGACCACGACCACGACCACGACCACGACCACGAGGAUGACCAGGAGUGCGUAUGCCAAUGUGAUCACGACCAUGGCCAUGACCAUGACCAUGAUCACCACCAUCACCAUCAUGAUCAUGAUCAUGAGUAUGCUCACGACUACGUGGAGGAUAUCAUGGACGAAGAAGACGCUGAUGAUGACGAAUCUUAUGGAGAGGGGCCACUGACCGGUCUGCUAACUGAAGUGCCCAACAUUUUGGAUCCCAAACAGAUCGAGGCUCUGCACAUGAUUGUCAAGUCAUGCAUUUUGGACAACGCCGGUUCAGGGUUGACUCGAGCAGGCGAGAACCUCCAGAAGACCCGGUGUCGCAUGUUCCUGGCUCUUGAUUGCGGAAAGAGUCUUCUUAGAGAGAUGCUAGUCUUCAUUGCUGUCUGGGAGAAGGAUGAGCAGUCUCUCAUCUUCCAGGUCACUACUCAGAUUGUGGAGGCCCUUCAUCACAGCGCCUUGAUUCCAUAUGCUUGGAACUCGCUGCGUAUCCCCAAGGAUAUCAUCUCGCCCGCUCAGACAGUCCUUCUACGACUUGUCAAUCACAUGUUCAGAGCUCGGAUAAACAACUCAGCUUCUCAGGAGACAAAGGACAAUUCCCGUGACAUCAAGCUUGUUCACUUCUUCUUGAGUUUCUUUCGAAGCCGUAUCGUCCCCGAAUGUGCCGCUCUCAUGCAUCUUCAAGCUCAAAUUCGGGAAGAGAACUGCGACCCUUCCGAGUUUCCUGUGGAUAGUUGGGAUAUGGAACGUGCCAAGGAUGGUUUGGCUCAGUACCUCGACUUUCUCACGACCGUUGCUGAGAUGUUGGACACUCGAGCCAAGCUGAUCGAGUGGGAGGCCAUCUACGAUCUUAUCACGAUCUUGACUGGACUGGAGGCUGGAGUGCCCAAGAAGCCUCUUAUUGAGCUUCCAAAGCGAUCACCCCGGAAUGACAGUGACGGCAACCCUAUGGUUGAGCGACCAUACGCUGCUGCGGAUGAUGGACUUCCCCCAUCACCACCACCUCCUCCUCUACAGGAGCCAGCGCAUAAGUUCCCCUGGUCCGGGAUCAAAGGACAAAUCUUUACCAUCAUCGCCACUCUCUUACAGCCACCUCAAGGUCAGAGCAGCCCUGGAAACCCUGAUGUGCAGAUGCAGAUGGUCAAGUACAACGGAAUCGUGCCUCUUCUCAACUGCUGCGCCUACGACGACCACAACCCAUAUGCCAAGGAGCGAGUGACGAUUUGUCUCAAGUGGUUGCUGGACGGCUGCGAGGCUGCUAACAACUUCUUCCGUGAACUUGUCAACCUCUCGCCACCACCUAACCUUCGGCCUGCCCCUGGCGGUACCACCGUGUCAACGAUAAGAGUUGAUGGCAUCCAAGGCGAAGUCAAGGUGCAGGUCCGCUCGAGUACGUCCGCACCAGGCGAACAGGAGACUAAUGACAUUGUGGACGGAGCUGGCAGGAUUGAUCUCAACCGACCCAGUGGACGAGGUAGCAUUGAAGAUGAUUUUAUGGCAUAAAUGCCUAGAUAUUUGACAUGAGAAACAUGAGAGAACUUUCACAUGGUAUGGAGGUUAGCAUAGCGUAGGGUGUCUGGAAAUGACUGGAUAAAAGGGUGGACUUUGGCAUUUGUGAAACCUCUUAAUCAGAGGAGUUUAACUCAAGGGAUGAGGUUUUUGACCGAGUUUCUGAUUUCUGUAUACGGCUGGAGUUUGGGCAAAUACGUAAAAGUUGUGCUUGUUAGGGAUACCUGGGUUUGGACUUUGCAUAGAAUCAUUGUGAGCAAAAGUCAAGCUCUUGAUUUGUUGGUCUUUCGUCAUGUUGGACAAGUAUUACACAGAAUAUUAAGCACAGUUCAGAUGAAACACCACAUAUCCCCAUCCAAUCAUGAUGAGUAUGGCAGAAGCCUUUGGGUC